Messenger RNA from Micropterus salmoides (largemouth bass), 9484 nucleotides. RefSeq names its product storkhead-box protein 2-like. Gene Ontology annotation, biological process: positive regulation of transcription by RNA polymerase II. The record is from RefSeq and is a predicted model, not a curated record. Gene Ontology annotation, cellular component: cytoplasm; nucleus. Bases 1605 to 4550 code for a protein of 981 amino acids. The transcript is spliced from 4 exons. NCBI's taxonomy places the organism in Eukaryota, Metazoa, Chordata, Actinopteri, Centrarchiformes, Centrarchidae. Gene Ontology annotation, molecular function: RNA polymerase II transcription regulatory region sequence-specific DNA binding; DNA-binding transcription activator activity, RNA polymerase II-specific.
CAUCUGUUUGUUAAAUAGGUAUUUGUUCAUGUGUUUUUGUAGCUGAGCUCAUGUUGCUGUGUGUAUGGAGGUAAUAUUACUAAAGAAAGGCUGCUUGUUUUUUGGUGAUGUUGAGCUGACAGCUUACUGCACUUUGCAGUGUGUUAGUGGUGUUGACACCCAGCGACAGCGUGUUGCUAACUAUAAACACUUGUCUAUUGCCUGUGUGUUGCAGCAUUUGGUCCGUGUGCUGCUGACUAAAUACUCAACCUUAGAGCCCUGUGCUGAUUGGCUUAUUUGUAGACUUAGCUUCUAUCCAACUAAACUUGAACUGAACACAAAGACGCAUGCACACACACAAGGCUUAACAAUUCCCCUAACAGUUUCUUUCAGAAACACAAACGGGCUCACUAAGCAGCAUACAGCUGGGAGGGGGUGGGGGUUUGAGGCGUUGACUGACCCGAUUCCUCCCUCUCCCUCAACAACACUGUGAGCGACAGAGGGUGCAGACAGGCAAGCAGCAGGCAGAAAGUGAGAGGCGAGCGGACGAAAGAGAAGACAAAGGAGGCAGAGGCAGCACUCGCUCUGCUCUGGAUUAACCCUUUCUCCUUACUAAAUGUUGCUUUUUGUGGAUUUCUCUCUUUUACGCGUCUUUCAUCAUCCCUUUGCUCAGCCGUGGUAUACUGUCUCUCUCACACACACACACUGUUUUCCCAGAGGAUCAACAAUUGGUGUUUGUGAACGGGGUCCUGGAGGAAUGAUCAUGGAUGGAUGGAGGCAGAAGGGAGGACUGUGUCUGCUUUUCCCAUGGAGAUUGUGUCAUUCUCUAUCCUCCCUCUGCUGGCUGAGCAGUCUCUUUCCUCUCGCUCUCUUUUGUAUUAAGGCACCCUCCCUCAUUCCCUCUUUCCUUUCUUCCCUACCUUCGCUGCACAGGCUUUUGUCUAUCUGACAGGCUUGUCUUUUUAACGCUCUCCCUACCCAGCGACCCCCUUUGACCGACUCAAAGACCAGACGAAUCUGACUGCGAGCAAAGGCGUCAGGCUAGGCUAACAGCUAGCCACCAGAGCGGUGUAUACACCCCAGGGUAUCACUGCUAAGCUUGUUGUGCAAGUUGGAUCUAUGAGUGUGUGUGUGUCUGAGUGUGAGAGAGAGAGUAAAUGAGUUCAGACAUCACAGCAGAAGCAUUAGCUGACAGAUGACUAGUCGUUUCAUUGUGGAUUUGGUGCGACCUCAGAAGGAAGGAAGACAGCAGAAGGAAGGAGAGGUGCGUAUGCAGAGUUGAAGGGAACACCCCUAACACUUGCUGCUCAGUAUGCUCUCCUGAAUAGAUUCUGUGGACUUUUUGUCUGUCAUUUCAACAGUGACAUUACCAUGAGAAAGUCUGGCCAACCCGGGUCUGGAAUUCUUUAUUUCACAACAUGGUGGUGGUUUGAUUUUCCUUCAUUCAUUUUUUACCACUAACGCUCCAGAAUGGAAAUUACGUGAGUUACUGGCAACUUGCAGCCUUGGGUCAACCAUUUCACCCCAAAUAUUUAGAAAUUUGCUUGUGGAAAAACUAUUUUGACUCAGUCUUGUUGUAGAUAGAUUUACAAUCUGUCUGCUCUCUGACACCCAACGGGGUGAAGAUGAAGAAAACAAGCAGCAGCACGCUGAGGCGGGCUUGGCCCAGCUCUGACCUAGUAGAGUGCCCGUUGCCACCAGCGGUCUCUGGGAGUCGGCGCUCUCGCAGCGAGAAGGACUACAGAAUCCACAAACACAGCAAGAGGAUCCGCUACCCUCCACAGUAUCUGUGCCAGAGUCCGCCUGCUUACAUACACACAGGUGAUGUGUCACCCAUCAGUAUGUCCCCCAUCAGCCAAUCGCAGUUCAUCCCUUUGGGAGAGGUAUUGCUAUUGGCUAUCUCUGCUAUGAACUCAGCCCAUAAGCCUGUCACUCAGGAGGCCCUAACUGAACACCUGCAGACAUGUUUUCCAGGUGUUCCCACGCCAACGGAGGAGGUUCUGCACCACACGCUAAGCAUGCUGGUCCGUGAGCGGAAAAUCUACCCAACACCCGACGGAUAUUUUAUUGUAACCCCCCAGACUUACUUCAUCACUCCGAGCCUGAUCCGAACCAGCUCCAAGUGGUACCACUUAGACGAACGAUCUGCUGACCGACACCAACAGCAGCAACAUCAGAACCAACAGCAGCAUCAGCAGACGCAGUGCACCUCACCUCUCUCUGGCACCAUCACCCCAUCCACCUCUGGAGCCGUGCGAGAUCGAACACACCCAAAGUCCAGCCAAAACCACAGUGCGGGAGGUGGGGAUUCUUUUUACAACAACAGUUACCGUGGGGAAGACCCCCCUAGCCACCACACCACUUUGCAGCGCAGAUCCCCCAAAGACCACCGGGAGGCGUACUCGUCCCCACACUCCCCACAAACACCUCCUCAGCAAGCAGGAGGCAACACAGAAAAGAAUCGCAGCACCCUCGGGUUCCCCUUCAAGACGGACACGCUCACCAAGCAUCGAGGAGGGGGAGCAGGAGGGGGAGGAGGAACUGGAGAGACUGAGAAACAAGCAGGUGGAGGAAGUGGUACAGGAAGUCGGAAAUUUGGUUUGAAGCUGUUCCGUUUGAGCUUUAAAAAGGACAAGGCCAAGCAGCUGGCCACCUUCUCUGCACAGUUCCCCCCUGAGGAGUGGCCGCUACGUGACGAAGAGACGCCUGGCCAGCUGCCACGCCAUGUAGAGAUGGAGAUCAUUCGGAGAAUCAACCCUGACCUCACCGUGGAGAACCUCGCCCGGCACACAGCGGUCAUGAAGCGUCUCGAAGAAGAGCGGGCCCAGAGGAGCAAAGCAUCAUCAGCCAAUCAGAGCUCCAGAAGUAGGAGAAGUGGGGGUAGACACAGGAAACAGUCUCAGACCAAACUCAGUCGCUCACAUAGCAAGACUAGGGCGUCCCGUGGUGAGCCGAGUGAUGGUUCCCACCUGGAGCUGGCUGACAGGGACUACAGAGCCUACUCAUCCUCACUUGCUCGGUCACCGAGGGAACAUGCCCUGGCCAUGGAGCGGCAGCGGGCCCGGCUUCACCUGGCACACAGCAACCCCAACAUCCUCGACUCAUCCCACCUGCCGGUCACGCCAGAGUGGGAUGUGUCCGGAGAGCUCGCCAAGCGACGCACAGAAAUGCCUUUCCCAGAGCCAAGCCAUGGCCCGUCCGCCCACCACUCCAAAGUCCACCGCUCACACUCGCAUACCCAGGAGAGGAAGUCGAGAAACGAACGCAGCGACAAGGCCAAGGAACGUUCCAGAUCCAUGGACAACUCUAAAGGACCACUUGGGGCCGGGUUGAUAGGACCACCCGAUUAUUAUGACGACCGGAGCCGUUACUAUACUGAUGAUGGCACCCUGCGAGCCAAUCAGAUCUCUUCUCACUACUCUCGUGCCACACCCCCCUCAGCUAAGCUGCCUGUGGAUUCUCUGGGAAUGGAUGGUGGCAGGAGCUUAGAGAAGAGUAAGAGCAGGGACAGCCUGCCAGCGUACUCACCCAAACCACUACCCAGCUCUAUCCCGCCUGAUGAUUACUUUCAGUGCACUGGUUCCUCUGAGGCGGUUCUCAUAGCACCAAACCCACUGGGAACUCUGGGCAAAAAUAACCAUGAUGGAUUAAAAAUGGGCAGCACGGACAGGAAAACAGACAGACAGACACCCCAUCCCCUAGAAAAUAAAGAGGAUUUGUCAAAGGUGGGACCUAAGGGUGGUAGCCUGCCUCCAAUAUCUCUCUCUAUCCCUGACCCCCCCCUUCCUAAUGGACGACCUCCCCACAGUGUCUCCUCUGGUCAGGAGAAACGUAAGGAGAUCUUUAGCAAAGACACACUCUUCAAACCUCCUCCUAGCCUCCCUUUGCCUGGCUACAGCUCCCUGAGAAAACCCCCGGCCCUUGCCUCCUCUACUCUGUCCUCGUCCUGCGAUGCACUUGAUUCCCAGGAGGCCUUUGAUGCUCCCAAACCUCUGGUUGCCACACCAUCUGCUCUCCCACAGGGGAUUGAACCCUCGACCAGUGCUGCAGAGGCGUCAUUCGACUACUACAAUGUCUCAGAUGACGAUGAACUCGAGGAGGGAGGGACUAAAAGUCGAGGAGAGGACGAGAAGGCUGGAGGGGGCAUUGUUGGGAUGGGAGGGGGUGGAGCAGGGACCAUGCAGUGGCUAUUGGAGAGAGAGAAGGAAAGGGAUCUACAGAGGAGAUUUGAAAGAACCCUCACUUUCCCGGGUGCUAAAGAGAACCUUCCAGAGCCUAGUCAGAACCAGCAGUCAGCCCACUCAGCUAGACUGGACAGUAUGGACUCUAGCUCCGUCACUGUUGACAGUGGAUUCAAUUCACCACGAACAAGGGAGAGCCUAGCAUCUAACACCUCUUCCAUAGUGGAGAGUAACCGUCGGCAGAACCUGGCGCUGAGCCCUGGCCACCUUGGCAUUUCCACCGGCAACGGCCCUCCCUUCUCCUUCCGCGCCAUUCCAGAACCUGCCAGCACCCAACCAGAGAAACUCCAGAAGCCCAGCGCCUGCCUUGCGUCAAUAACCAGCGUCUAGGGGCGGAACUAAGGGCUGGGUGGAUUGCUGAGAGCUAAUGGACAGGGCCCAGAAAAUAAAGGUCCCACCACUAAGGACUGUUACACCUUUAGACUGACAGACUCUCUGAAUCAGUGGAGCUGCCACAGGGCCACUGUGGAACUAUAGCUGUUAACACACACACACACACACUUACAGAUACAAACAGAGGACUUCAGACAACCUGGAAACUGCUCUCUCACACCCCACACACACGUACACACCAGGCCACCAGGCAGAUGGACACACUCUGACCAUGUCAUUCUGCAGCCUAUAGUUUACACACUGCUGUUGUGUUGUUUCACUUAUGUGGUUUCUUGUGUGUGUGUGUGUGUGUGUGUGUGUGUGUGUGUGUGUGUGUGUGUGUGUGUGUGUGUGUGUGUGUGUGUGUGUGUGCGUGCGUGCGUGCGCAUGUGAGCGUGUGUGUGUGUUUGGGGAGGGGGGGGGGUAAAGUUUGUAUAAUCUGUAAUCUCAGGUCAUGUUAUUUCCCCUCCCAUUCCAGCUGCUCCAGAUCAGCGCAUCUCCCUCUAGUGGUGCCUCCUGGUAUUACACACUGAAGAGACUACUGUUACUGAUGGUACACUUACUGAUCCAGCUCCUGCUCACUACUUGUUUCUGUCAGUUCUCUCAAAUUCACCACUGGCAGACAUCCUGACAGUUACUACCAUUAACCGUCAGUCUAAAAUGCAGCAGUGUGAGGUGGUUAGACAGUGAAUAACGUGACAGGGAUGUUUUUACUGUAACCCCCUCUGUAGAAUGAAUCUGAGCAGCUCUUGUGUCUGUUGGAUUCCAUGAUGCCCAUCUGAACUGCCUGAACACGGUUUAACUAUCCCCUCCAACUGUUGUCAGAUAUAUGGAAAGCCUGAGGUGUAGCUCCAGGGAUGAGGUUUUUGAUUAGAGACUAAAAGAGUUUCAUGGAGACAGAUCUUCUUCCAGCUUGUUCUCUCUUUUUAUGUUACCCCUUAUGCCCAUGGGAUGCAGCUGUGCCAUACAUAUUUCAGCUCUGUUGUGGCCGUCAUUCCAGCACAUGUACCACUGUCCACUGGACACAUGCUCUAUUCACCACUCCACCAUUAUAACAGGCCAGGUGUGUUUUUCUCAAAAAGAUAAGACUUUAUUUAUCCUUGAGGGGAAAUUCAACAGCAGAGAAACUGGCUGAGUGGUAAAGAAACAUAGAGAACUAUUUGAAGGAAAUUUAUACAGUAUAUAGAUUACAAGUCAAUUUGUAUACAGUGUAUAAAUGUCUAUAUUUACAGACAGUUGACAUGAAAUUAAUAUUUAAUGACAUGCUGCGUUUUGCUCCUGACUUUCUCUUUAUGUACAUAUAGUUUGUUUAGAGUCACCUCACAGUGGCGUUAAGAUAUAAGCUACUGAGGUCCUGCAGGUUAGGUCACAGCCUGUAACACCCACAAUACUGGCAGGCAGAAAACUUGUUUUUCUCUGUCCAGCUAGCAUAUUGAUGUAUUCACACUGACUGCUGAGGCAGCUCAUUUCACAUGAAAAUGACAGGUUCCACUAUGGCAGUCACAGCACUAAACACACAGUUAAACUUCACCUCGUUCCUUUCAAUAAGCAUCACUGAGAUGUGUGGAUAUCAGUGAUUAAAAGCAGUGUGGUGGGGGAGAUACUACAAAAGAUGUGGCCAUUGUUGUGUCUGGAGCUGCUGCCUUGCUACUGCCCCCUCCGUAUGGCACUCUGUGCUAUUGAUGCUACAACGUCACAGCAGGACCUCAGUAGAAACAGAAAAUCUUUUUGAUUUUAUAUGGACAGUUUUCAGUAUUUAUUGCUUAUAUACGAUUCCAAAAGUUGGAGGACGAUGCGGAGUGGGUGGAGAAAUAGAUGAAAAUGUUGGCUACACAACUCUAAACAGUUUUAGAAACCAAGCACUUUCCUUCCAGGAAACACUUGAAACAGAAAUACCAAGAACAACUAAACCAAACAACAGCCAGUAUGUGAAGAUGGAACGGCUGCAUACGGUGGACAUGGGGGGUCACGGUCACAUCACUGUAGAGUUUCAGAGCUAAACUGUUAAAAAGUGAGUAGCUUACUUGAACCAGCAAAAAGCACUGAUCCUUUAUGUGUAAAUCCUGGCAUCAGUGAAAGUAGAUUGUUUUGCAGUUAAAGGCCAGCCCAGCGUGUACGAGUGCAAUCAUCAGGAGCAGCUGCACGGGCACUUGAUGUGGCUGAGUGCCCAGCAGAGAAUAUGAGAUGUGAUCCAGACUAGUGUUAUACACAACAAGCAGGGAUGUGACUUAGUCUUUUGGUUUCAGUAGUUCUUUAUUUAUACACAACUUAACCAUUAAUUUACAUUUCUAUCAAGUUCAUGACUACUUGAGUAGUAGUGAAUCAAACCCUUAGCCACUCUCACUCCUGGUGCUAAGUUGUAUUAUGGUCAGUGAUGGCCAUGAUAAAAAGAGUGAUGAUAUAGUUGGAAUAUAGUAUUAAAUGGCUGCUUACACUUUUUUUUUUUAAGUUUCACCUGCAUACGUUUGGCAGUGGCCAUUUAGUGAAGCAUUUGGGUGAACAUGACUGGGAUUACACAGUGACUGAACUGAUGGACGGGGUAACCACUGACUCUGGCACGGGGCCAUGUGAAAUAAGACCUAUAUUUGAAAUGUGUUGUUUUCAUCAUUAAACCCGACCUGAGCUGUGCUGGAACUUCUGCAGUCCUAUAGCUCAAUCAUUUCCUAUCCUCCUAUAGGUUCAGGGAGCUGUCAGUCAUCCCAAUGUUGUCGUCCUAUAGGCUCCUCUACAACUACCUCCACAGCAGCAAAAACAGCCCUCCGUUCUGCUAUCACACUGUCAUCAGCCUCUAGCCUGUGAAUGUCUACACACACGUUCAUACACACACACACACACACACACAUUUAUACACUAACACACUACACAUCAAAGUGCUGGACGCCCAUGCCCUUUCUUCACUAACAAGGUUUCUUCUAAUGGUACAUAAUAACAUUGUGUUUCAGCUGCAUUAACACCCCCCAGCCCCCUCCCUGUCAUCAUUACAGCCUACUACAUAACUUCCUCUGCAGAGGUCCCAGAAAGGGACUUCAACCCAAAUAGUGUUUCCUUCUCACCAAUAAGAUGUGUAAAACAAAAUCCUGACAUACAGCAAUGCAAGCUAGCCCACUGUGGCAAGGCACAACAAACUAAAUAUCAGAUUCAGUGAGGUUAUGCACACUGUAAGACCCCAGACCCCCCUCACUGGCCUCCCACGUGUGUACACAUUUUGUUUGUUGAAACGCACGACCAACCCCGACAUACUGCUACUGGGAAUCAAACUCAUGCAAUGGUAGACUGGAACUGUACCUCUUCACCACCAUGUGCUCAGAACAAACGUACCAAACACUUCUUUCAUGAAAACUCCCCUGAUCGCAUUAAAGAACUAGUCAAAUGGCUCCAGGUACAAUGUAAGAAGGUAUUAUCCUUACCACUGAAGUAGGAUUCUACUCCCUGAUCUCUGUUGGGGAGAUUAGUUCGCUCUCUGCUCUGCAUCUUGACACAAGGGUCCAACUGUAUGUGUUUUCACUACAGUAAAAUGUUAAGUCUGUUUCAACUACUAAUACUAGGGCUUUACCCUCUUCUCCCUCUGUACAACGGUACUGGUUUAUAUUCUGUCCCUAAUGGACUGACAUUUGUCUUCUACGAAUAUGGUCUGUCAAUAUUUUAUGAUUCUAAUCUCUGUUAUGCCACUGGAAGAGAUUUAUAGUUCCACUGCUGUUCUUGGGUUUUAGUCCUCAGGGGUACAGGGACCUAAACUCCAAGGGGGACUAAAACCCUGGAGGGUAUUUCAGUAUUCUAGGAUUGUAGCAGGGUUCUAAUACUAUUUAAGGGUGUUAGUCCUUUUCCUGUCAGUAUUCUAAGGGUAUAGUGUACAUCCUUUGUGUAUCUGUAAGGGUACACACAUGCAAUCAUAUCCAACAUGUGGACCACCGGAUUAUCAAGUUGUCUGAUCCUGUGUCACCAUCCACUGUUUUGUAAGUCCUGCCCAUAUUUGUCAUAAAAUCACCCUGUUUUCAUUGUUUUGAUUCUGUAUAAUGAAUGAACUGUGUACGGUUCUCGUCUCUCCCCUAACCCAAUAGGCUUCCAUCCAUUACAAAACAGCAGUAGGGCUUUAGUCCUUACUACAUCAUUACAGUAAGGUUCUAGUCCUAAUUAUACCUAUACAGAGGUUUAUAGUGCCAGUUGUACCCACAUAGUUGGGCUUUAUCCACUAUUCUAUGACUACAGAAAGACACACAGACAGGGAUAUGUCAAGAUUUUGUUAGUCAAGUCUCUGUUCCACUUUUACCAUUUAGAGGGUGACCUGUCCCUACAAAUACAGUAGUUUCAGUCUAUUGUACCACUAAUAUAUUUUUUACCACUAGAGUUAAAUUUCUGUUCCUACAAUGGAGUUUAAUCUACAAUGCACCACAGUUCAGGGGUUUUAGCUCUUGUUCCACAGCCACAGUGGGGUUCUUGUCUCUGUUCCAUCAGUAAAAUAGGGCUGUAGUCCCCUCCCUGGGUUCUAUCCCUUAUGUCUGAUGUUUGCACUGCCCCCUUCCCCAAUCCUCCUUGCUACUGUCCCAGUGGCCCUCCAUCAGUCCCCUCCAGCCAGUCUUCUAACCUUCCAUCCCUUUUUUACACUGACGGUCCAUGAAAUGUCUUCCCUUAACAUCUGCGGUGGUUUAUAAAAAUGGAGGUUCAACAAUAACAUUGUUUCUAAUGGUGACGGUAUGUCAUACCUGUAAAUGAUGUUUAUCUGUCAUGCCUAGUCAAAUAAUUUAAACAAUAAAAAGAGGGAUUUUUUAAAUGUCUAUAAUAUCUAAAAGUCCCUUUGAUGUGUAGUACUGGUGUUACUGUUGUUGUAGUGUAUGUGAUACCAUAUGGGGAUUGUGUUACUUUUUAAGAUAAUAAAAUAACAAUGUUUGGUUACA